This is a messenger RNA of Clonostachys solani, 2835 nucleotides long. The record is from the annotation of a GenBank genome assembly. Lineage: Eukaryota; Fungi; Ascomycota; Sordariomycetes; Hypocreales; Bionectriaceae.
AUGCCUCGACGAGGCCGUUCAAGUGCCAAGAACCUCCAGCGGGAGCCAUCCAUCGUAGUUGGAGAGCUAGACACCACCCCAACGAGCCAUCAUGCCGAAACAUUGAGCGACUUUGCUGAUCACCAGGAGUUUUUUGAGGAUGUGAUCGCCGACGAGGACCUUUUGGCUCUUGAUAAGCUGCUGGCACCAAACGCAGCGCAUCAAAGAGAAAAAUCGUUCACAUGGUCAGAAGCAGGGUCAACACGCCGUAGUUCGCCCAUUCGUGGCGAGGUGUCCAACAACGCCUGGGAAUUCGAUGUUGAAGAUUCUCUCCCGGCAAUGUCGAGCCCAAAGUCCGGAAUUGAUAAGCUUCCAGCGACUUUUCCUCUCCCUCCCCAGGACCACAUCGAACCCACUGACUUGCAGCCAAUCGAAAUGCCAGCCCGCAAAGUUGAUUUCUCUGAAACUGCUUCAACUGCCCGUAGAAGCACCCCGUUCGGCCUCGAUGAAGUAUCUUCUCUAGGUCCCUGGGAGUUUGAAACUCCGUCGGUGAAACAAACUUCUCUUGCAGCUCAUGACAAACAGGAAGCUGGUUCGUCCAGGCCUCCAGAAAGGGAGAUUGAGGGGAAAUAUGCCGCAGCAGUACUUUCAGAGGUGCGAACCAACAACAAAGGCAUGACCCGUUCAUCCAAACAAGAAAUUAUCAAUUCUUUGAGCAAGUCAACCGAUAUUGAUGGUGUCGUUCUAAAGGCAUCCCCAACACUACUUUCCAAACCUGCCCCAAUUGACACAGCAAAAUUACAAAAUGAUUCCCUCAAUAACAUCAGGUUAGAUCUUGAAUCUGAAGAGGACAUGAUAUUUCCCUCUUCUCCGCAGAUUUCGAAGAUGGAGGUACAUUCAAGCCCUUUUGCCGAACCAGCCACAACCGGAGUUCGCAAAACAAGGAAGAGGAAACAGCGAGCAAAGUCCCCAGUGAAGUUUGAUGAAGAUACUCAACAAGUGAAGGUCUCGAGGCGAUCUACUGCUCAGAAAGUAAAACGAAAACGAGCAGCUCCUCCAAGGUCCACCAAAGGGCCUGCGACGAAAAAGCCAAAAAUCGCACCCCAACCUAAGGCGAGUAUAUUAAUUUCGCAAACGCCUGUGACAAACAAAGGUCAUGAAUUUGCGAGAGCUACCAAAAAGGAAAAUAAGGUUCUCGCUGUGGAAAAGCCGGCCAGUUCAGGUCGACUACCUGAACCUUCACCAACCAUUUCGAAGAUCAACGUUGACCCGAUUGUCCUGUCGAGUGAUCCUGAAAGUAGCGAGUUCAUUCCAAGUUCUCCAUCAUACCCAUUAUCGUCAUUUGAGAAGCAACAUCACCCACAGAAGGGGGAAAAGAGGCCCCAAUCCGGGCUACAAAUCUCAAAGAGCAGAUCAGAGUCUUUAGAACCACCACAAGCACCAGAGCUCAAGCCUUUAUCAGAAGAGGAUACAUUACCGGAUACUUCAAACGCGAGUAUCGACUCAUUGACUCACCCGAUUCCUACUACCCUGAGACCAAUAGAGAAAGUCGAGGAGGCAGGGAAUGAUAAUCGUCCCACACUUCCAGAGCCUGAAGAGACCAAAUGUAAUUCUUCUCGAAAUGAUUUCCAGAAUGGGGAUAUCCCUAAAACUACGGCAAAUGAACCACAAGCAGAAUCACCCGAGCCGCUCCCUUCAAGGAACAAGACCCCGCAAAACAAUCCCAUCGCUGAAAAUUCAAAGGGGACGUCUGCUCACCUAAAAGACCACACCACUGCUGUCUCUCUGCCAGAUGAAAGGGCUAGGGAGAAAAGGGAUAAGAGACAACCAAAAUCUUCUCGACCCAAACUUGUCCUCAAGUCAAGCUUUAAAAAGAUCGCGCACUCGAUCUCUCCAGCGGAGGAGAGACUGCAACAUCCGAAUAGCCGUUCAAGGAUAGACAAUCUUCACUCAGGGAUCAACAAUACCCGUUCAAGGAUUGACUUAAAUAUGAAUCAAAGUCGAACCCUCAGCAUCAGCGAAGCAGGCAGCCCGGUACGCCUCGAUUCUCAUAUUGGUGGAAGCGGGGAGGACCGCUAUCCUUUACCAAAGGAACUGGAAUUCAAGAACUUAGAUACAACAUCCCGAUUCCCGCAACUUCAAUCGGAAAUUGGGAAAAUACAGACUGUCAAGACAGAGAAUAGACCCCGUAGAACUCGUGAUAUCACGAACUCGGUUUCAGCUGUGGGAAACUGCCCGAAUCCAAUGGAUGCAUCGAAUGAUCAUGCAGCCGGAGCUGAUACCCAGCAUUUUCCAGUAUAUCCUGGGGCGUCGAGUGGUGAGAGCAAUUCACCACGACUUCAAAAAAUCCGCGGGAAGAUCAAAGCCCAGAUGGAGGCGGAUUUUGAAGAACAGACAGCGAACAGGAACCGACCCGUGGCGCAGGGCCACAAUACGGAUACCAGCCGUAGCGAACUCCCAGUAGCACAAACGAAUACUUGCUCCCCGUUGGCGACGGGGAGUAUCCCGAAACAAUUACAUCGCAUUGUGGAAGUAGAGCAUGUCCCUUCAACAUAUAUGAACGGCAUGUCAGGGGCUUUGCGCAGAAUCGAGCGACGGUUCAACCGAGAGCGUCGCGAGCUGGAACAAGACUGGGCGCGUGACGUCGGACUUUUCAAAGCGAAUGUCGCGAUUUCCAAGGACAAGGUUUCCACCAUCCAGGAAGAGCGCAAUGUGCUACUCGCGUCUAUCAAGGAGGAGGAGGCGAAACGACGGCUUCUAUAUUCUCGCGCAAGCAGCAAUCUACUGGCACUUAACCGCACGUUACUCAACAGUGCAGUGGCAACCGAGAACAAGGAGUCCUCAGGAACUCGGUAG